CCAUGAGUUAGGUUGGUGCCAGUACCCUUUCCUCUUGUAUUUAAAUCUGACCUUUAUAUAUAAAGUUUAGAAUAUAAACUUUGUGAGCAGGGUUCUUCUUGUUCACAGAGGUAUUCUAGCACUUAGAAUAGUGUCUGGUAUAUAGCAGCUUGCAGUAAAUACUGUUGAAUGAAUGGUAUGUGAACAGUGCUACCCAGAAGACUGAAUGAAUCUUUAAUGCACAGUUCUUGUUUCAGAGCAAGGAGUUGUAUUCCUAUUCUUUAUGUGAAACUAUGUGGAUACUGUGUAGCUCAGCAGUAGCACCAUGGGUCUGGGCUGCCUCAACCAGUAUCAUUUGCUGGGGUAACUAAGAAGAUUCUUACUGCCCAGCUUACCCAGGAAUAAGGAGAGUCAUAAAUAGAGUCUUCUAAGUCUGUGGGGCUGGGAUUCAAGGUCUCUGUGACUUUAAACUAAAAUCCUGAUGGGGACAGUGCACCCUCACAGUCCUAGGGAGCCCUUUGAACUUAUUCUGCAGAGGCAAAAGUUCUUCUUUUUGGUUGUGUCAUCUUGCAAGGAGUUCCUGGAAUUCCCAGGGCAUCUGUCUACUGGAUUGUGCCCCAGGAAAAGUUGACAGUUUAUUGUCCUGUUUAAGAGCUGGGGAUCUGCAACCAGACCACCUUGUUGAAAUCCUGGCACUGUGAUCUCCCUUAUUUGUGAUCUUCAGCAAAUUACUUAUUUUGUUUCUUAGUUAUCUCAUCUUUAAAAUGAAAAUAGUGUCUAAUUUAUAGUCUCAUUUGUGGAUUAAUAGAGGCAAAGGGCUUAGAACAUGCCUGGCACAUAGUACCAAUGUUCAGUAAAUAUUAACAUGUACAUAUUUGAUACAGAUAAAAUUCAUACUUCUUUUACUCAUUUUCAUUCUAAUAUGCUUUCCUGAGGAAGAUGAGAAGCCACAGAGGUGCAGCUGAUGUUCUGGGAGUUUUACAGAGGCCUACCUGUGCCCAUGGAAGUGUGUUGAGCAUAUGAUAGCACAUAACAUCAGCUUCUAAUGCUGUCAUCCAUCACCAUGUGUCAGGUAGAAAGCAGGUGGAGAACUUUAGCUCUGGAAAGCCCUAAUUAUCCUCAAAGCAGGCUAUGCUUAAUUUGACAGUGUCAUGAUUUUUAAUAUUUGAAAAUUCCAGAAUUGCUGCUCUGGAUGUAAUCCUUUCUUUUUCUUCUCCCUCUUUCCUGCUCUUACUUAUACAGUUAGGUGAAUAUGAUGCUCCACUUCCCCCACAGAUACUCAAAUAGCUCUGACUGCUGAAAUAUUGGUAUCUUACUGUCAGCACAUAACUUGUUGCUGUGUUAUUGACAUUUUCACUGUUUUGAAAUUUUUACUGUUAUCUGGGUUUGAAUCCCAGCUCUCCCAAGCUUCAGUUUUCUUUCAUUUGUCAAAUGAGAUAAAAGUAUCCACUUCAUAGGGUUGUUAUGAGGGUUAAUGAUGAAUACAAAACACUUAACAUAGUACGUGGCAUGUAAUAUUAGUUGUAAAGUUAAUGUAUUCAUUAUCAUCAUUCUGUUUCAAAUCAGCAAUGAAAUACAGACUACACUAAUCCCAUUUCUGCUUGGAAUUGUGAGUCUAAAUGCCAUGUAGCAGUUCCCUGCUUGAAAUACACUGUAAACCUUCCAAUUGCAGUCAAGAUUUUACUACCUUCUAGGGUAUACAGGGAUGGUGGAACAUAGUAAACCUUGAGAUUUGGCUUUCCCGUGUUUGUAUUCUAGCCUUUCUACAAAAAGGUAGUAACCCUAGAUUUCUAUUACAUGCACACCUUGAUGCCUCCUCCAAUAAAACUUCAGUAAUCUAAUUUGUACUCUGUCCUUGAGUUGAAGACAGAAUUAGAAAGUGCAUCCAGUGUGUUUGGUAGCUAAGUUCUGAAAUGGCCUCUAAGAUAAUUACUUUCAUAAUAACCUAUAAAAUUUCAUGUAUAACCACAAGUUAUCAUCCCAGCUUUGUUACGUUUCUUUUUCUUUGACUUGCAAAACAUCCCUCCAUGAGAGAUGGUAUUAUCUCCCAUUUGCAAAUUAGGAAAGCAAGGCUCAGAAAGGUCAAAUAAUUUGCCUAAGGUUGCACACCUGUCUAGUGACACACAGGGUUGAUUCACUCUACAGCUUUUUCCUUUUUUGCUCAGAAUUAGAAAGCUGAAUCCCAAAAUUAGGGUCAAAAUUUUUCCUAUAAAAACUUGUAAAUGAUACAACUAAAAAAAGAGAAUGGAUGCAGUGGCUCAUGCCUGUAAUCCCAACACUUUGGGAGACCAAGACAGGAGAAUCACUUUGAGCCCAGGAGUUCGAGAUCAGCCUAGGCAAUAUAGUGAAACCUUGUGUCUACAAAAAAUUUAAAAAUUAGCCAAAGUUGGUGCAUGUCUGUAGUCCUAGCUGAGGCUGAGGUGGGAGGAUCGUUUAAGCCCAGGAAGCAUAGGUUGCAGUGAGCCAAGAUAGCACCAUUGCACUCCAGCCUGGGCGACAGAGCAAGACCCUAUCUCCAAAAAAAAAAAAAAAAAAAUAAGCAAAAGAAGGUAGACAGGCAGAAAGAAGGUAUGAAGAAAGUUAAGUUAAUAAAUGUGGAACAUAAAAGAUAGGAUGGAAACAAAUUUAUUCAAGUAUCUCUGGUAAACAAUUCAUAUAAGGCCUGUUUGAUGGAGUAUUUUUUUUUUUUUGUAGUGUGAAGUUUUAACUUGGAGACCCAGAAUUCAAACUUGAAACUGUAGAAGAGAGGAUGAAGAGAAUAUUAGCAGUUGAAAGGAAAAUGUAGAAAUAGAAACAUUAUGUAUAUUUAACAGAAAACAAUGAUCAACAUGAAAUGUUGAAGAUAUAUGUUCUAAGUGAUAGCUAUAUGUAGAUAUGGUUCAGAGAAGGCAAAUUGCAUGUAUUGUUUGAUACACGGAGAGAAGAUUCAGGUAUCUGCCCAAACUGGAACUUAUGCUGUAGACAUUUCUUUGUGGUUUAUCUAAAAACCAAAGGGUCUGGCUCUGUACCUACGCUGUAGUGCAGUGGCAUGAUUAUAGUUCACUGCAGCCUCAAACUCCUGGGCUCAAGCAAUCCUCCUGCCUCAGCCUCCUAAGUAGACAGGACUACAGUUGAAUUCUUUUAGAAGAAGGGAAAAACCUCUUGAGAUGUGACUGUUUCCAUCUAUUUUCUGCUUGCCAGGAAAAGAAUACUUGAGAUCCAUUUGUAAGGAAAGAAAAGGAAGCAACAACAUAAUGCCCAGAGUUGGAGCCAAUUAAACCAGGUUUGUACUUUUUCUUUCCAUAAUGUAACAUGUUUAUUCUGGUCUUAAAUCUCUUUUAUUAAUCUCCUGUCUUAUUUCAGCAAAAAUCUAAUAAUUUUAAACCUUGCCAUAGUAGUAUGGAGGAGAUAAAGGUGAAUAAGACAUGCUCUUUUCAAACUAUUUGCAACUAAUGCAAAAGAACAGAAAUCAUAACAGUCUCUGAGACCACAGUGCAAUCAAAUUAGAACUCAGGAUUAAGAAACUCACUCAAAACCGCACAACCAAAUGGAAACUGAACAGCCUGCUCCUGAAUGACUACUGGGUAAAUAACGAAAUGAAGGCAGAAAUAAAGAUGUUCUUUGAAACCAAAUGGUCUUUGAGAACAAAGAUACAACAUACCAGAAUCUCUGGGACACAUUUAAAGCAGUGUAUAGAGGGAAAUUUAUAGCACUAGAUGCCCACAAGAGAAAGCAGGAAAGAUCUAAAAUCAACACUCUAACAUCGAAAUUAAAAGAACUAGAGAAGCAAUAACAAACAAAUUCAAAAGCUAGCAGAAGACAAGAAAUAACUAAGAUCAGAGCAGAACUGAAGGAGGCAGAGACACGAAAAACCCUUCAAAAAAUCAAUGAAUGCAGGAGCUGUUUUUUUGAAAAGAUCAGCAAAAUAGACCGCUAGCCAGACUAAUGAAGAAAAGAGAGAAGAAUCAAAUAGAUGCAAUAAAAAAAAAUGACAUAGGGGAUAUCAAAUGAUUAGCAACUUAACUAUGAAUAUGAAAGACAAAAUUAUAAACAGCUAGAUAGCAAUCUCAUUUUAACAUGGAAAGUUUUGUGAGGUUUGGUAAAUUGCUUGAGGUCAGAAGCUCUUAAAGAGUUAAGUUGGGAUUCAGACUCAUAUCUGCUGACUCCAAACCGUAUUUGCCUUCCAUUAUGUCACAAUGUUCCCUAUUUUAUUUAGGUUUAGUUGUUGUGCAACUGCUGAUUAUUGAAGUAGAGGGUGGAGGACAUAUGUAUUUCAUAUAAGGAAUUUACUUUCAUUUAAGGAAUUUAUUUCAUUUACUUUCUGAUGAAGUAAAAAGGGGGAGAGUAUUCUCUAUUCCUCAAAAGUUUGGAAGAUUAGAGAUGGGAACUAACGUUUAUAAGCACUUACUAUGUGCUAGACACUAUCGUAAGGACUUAACGUGAACUAACUUAUUUAAUUCACGACAGCCAGGUGACAUACUAAUCUUUAAAACAAAGAAAUAAGCAAAUUGUCCGAGAUCACAUAGCUAGUAAGUACCAAAAGCAGAUUCAAAACCGUGUAUUGGGAAAGGUUAGAUAGGGUUUGUAAACCCAUGUCUAUUGACUUACUUUUUUUUUUUUUUUUGAGACGAGUCUCACUCUGUCGCCCAGGCUGGAGUGCGGUGGCGUGAUCUUGGCUCACUGCAACCUCUGCCUUCCGGGUUCGAGUAAUUCUCCUGCCUCAGCCUCCCAAGCAGCUGGGUCUACAGUGAGACUAAUUACAUCCUUCAAUGAAGUACCAUUUUGUGAGAAAGUGAGAAUUCAAUGAUUUAUGAAAAAAUCCAAGAAGGAGAAACAAACAUUUUCUAAUAUGAAAGUAGUAAUGACUACAGCUAUAUAAAUAACAGUAACAAAGAGGGAGAGAAGAACUUUUGUUUUCAAAUAUGAAAUAAAAAUAAGGAUUGGUACCGGCAGAAGCUUGGAAUAAAUGGAGAGUCAGAACCCAAACAGAAUUUCCAUUAGCAUUGAAGAUCUCUGAAAUCAGUUUAUUAUUUGUCCAUGUUUCUGUACUAGAAGUAAACAUUGCUAUCUUCAGAAAUUAAGGAAUGAGAGGCAAGGAAGAAAGGACAUUCAUCUUGGAAAGACCCAAAGCACCUUGAAAUUUGGAAGGAAUGUUUUGCUAGCUGCUAAAACCACCUUUGUCACCAGAAUGAAUGAAGUGCUUCAGAUUUAAAUAAUUUUACUCUCUCAAAUUUGGAAAUGUGGAAUUGAGCAGUUGUGUGAUUUCCUAGAGAGUGGUCUUUGAAAGAUGCAUUGAAAGAAGAAUGUUAAAAGAGCCCAGGAGAUUGAUCAUUCUUAGAAGAGCUGCUGUAACACAUAGGGGAAGUGAAAACUAACAGAUGAAAGUUUUGUCAUGCACUGAAAGAAAAGCAUUGUCUGUGAAGUUCUAUUUUUAAAAAUGUCUGCUUGUAACACCUUUACUGAACAUGUUUGGAAACCUGGUGAAUGCAAGAAUUGCUUUAAACCUAAAAGUUUGCACCAGCUUCCCCCAGACCCUGAGAAGGCACCCAUCACCCAUGGCAAUGUGAAAACUAAUGCCAAUCACAGUAACAACCACCGCAUCAGGAACACGGGCAAUUUCCGGCCUCCUGUGGCUAAAAAACCCACUAUAGCUGUGAAGCCCACUAUGAUAGUGGCAGAUGGGCAAAGUAUAUGUGGUGAGCUUAGCAUCCAAGAACACUGUGAGAACAAACCUGUCAUCAUAGGGUGGAACCGAAACAGAGCUGCCUUGAGUCAGAAACCACUUAACAAUAAUAAUGAAGAUGAUGAAGGAAUUAGCCAUGUUCCUAAGCCUUAUGGCAAUAAUGAUAGUGCAAAGAAGAUGUCAGAUAACAAUAAUGGACUAACUGAAGUGUUAAAGGAGAUAGCAGGCUUGGAUACUGCCCCUCAGAUAAGAGGAAAUGAAACAAACUCCAGAGAAACAUUCUUGGGAAGAAUAAAUGAUUGCUAUAAACGAUCAUUGGAAAGAAAGCUUCCACCAAGUUGCAUGAUAGGUGGGAUAAAGGAAACUCAGGGCAAGCAUGUUAUUCUGAGUGGGAGCACAGAAGUGAUUAGUAAUGAAGGGGGCCGGUUCUGUUACCCAGAGUUUUCCAGUGGCGAGGAGAGUGAAGAGGAUGUACUUUUCAGUAACAUGGAGGAGGAGCACGAGAGUUGGGAUGAGAGUGAUGAAGAGCUGUUGGCCAUGGAGAUUCGCAUGAGAGGGCAACCUCGCUUUGCCAACUUCAGAGCAAACACAUUGUCUCCUGUUCGAUUCUUUGUGGACAAAAAAUGGAAUACCAUCCCCCUGCGAAACAAGUCUCUGCAGAGAAUCUGUGCUGUGGACUAUGAUGACAGCUAUGAUGAAAUCCUGAAUGGUUAUGAGGAAAAUUCUGUGGUCUCUUAUGGACAAGGAAGCAUUCAGAGCAUGGUGUCAUCUGACUCCACAUCACCAGAUUCUUCUUUAACAGAAGAAUCACGUUCUGAGACAGCCAGUAGUUUAUCCCAGAAGAUUUGUAAUGGGGGAUUAUCUCCUGGUAACCCAGGAGAUUCUAAGGACAUGAAGGAAAUUGAGCCCAAUUAUGAAAGUCCCUCUAGUAAUAAUCAGGAUAAAGAUUCAUCACAGGCUUCCAAAAGCUCAAUAAAAGUUCCAGAGACCCACAAAGCAGUCCUUGCUCUCCGAUUAGAAGAGAAAGAUGGCAAGAUUGCUGUACAAACUGAGAAGGAAGAAAGUAAAGCCUCUACAGAUGUUGCUGGGCAAGCAGUAACCAUAAACCUUGUCCCCACAGAAGAGCAAGCAAAACCUUACCGAGUUGUGAACCUGGAACAGCCAUUGUGCAAGCCAUAUACUGUCGUGGAUGUGUCAGCAGCCAUGGCCAGUGAGCACCUCGAGGGCCCUGUUAACAGCCCCAAGACAAAAAGCUCAUCCUCUACUCCAAACUCUCCAGUUACAUCAUCUUCAUUGACACCAGGACAAAUAAGUGCCCAUUUCCAAAAAUCCAGUGCAAUUCGAUACCAAGAAGUAUGGACUUCUAGCACCAGUCCACGACAAAAGAUACCUAAAGUAGAACUAAUUACUAGUGGAACUGGACCAAAUGUUCCUCCAAGGAAAAACUGUCACAAAUCAGCACCUACAUCACCCACAGCUACAAACAUUUCCUCCAAAACCAUCCCUGUUAAGUCACCUAAUUUGUCUGAAAUUAAAUUUAAUAGUUAUAACAAUGCUGGUAUGCCACCUUUUCCAAUUAUCAUUCAUGACGAGCCAACUUAUGCUCGGAGUUCCAAAAAUGCUAUCAAAGUUCCCAUUGUUAUCAAUCCAAAUGCAUAUGACAAUCUAGCUAUCUACAAAAGUUUUCUGGGAACAAGUGGAGAACUCUCAGUGAAGGAAAAAACCACAAGUGUAAUAAGCCAUACUUAUGAAGAAAUAGAAACAGAAAGCAAAGUGCCUGAUAACACCACUAGCAAAACCACUGACUGUCUUCAAACUAAAGGGUUUUCAAACAGCACAGAGCAUAAAAGGGGCUCAGUGGCUCAGAAGGUUCAAGAGUUUAACAACUGUCUCAACAGAGGUCAGUCUUCACCACAGAGAAGCUAUAGUUCCAGCCACAGCUCCCCAGCAAAGAUCCAGAGAGCCACUCAAGAGCCUGUGGCCAAAAUAGAAGGCACUCAGGAGUCUCAGAUGGUGGGCAGCAGCAGCACCAGAGAGAAAGCAAGCACAGUGCUUUCUCAGAUUGUGGCUUCAAUCCAACCCCCACAGUCUCCUCCAGAAACACCUCAAUCUGGCCCUAAAGCUUGCAGUGUGGAAGAGCUUUAUGCCAUUCCUCCAGAUGCUGAUGUUGCUAAGAGCACACCUAAGAGUACGCCAGUCCGGCCCAAAUCUCUCUUUACAUCUCAGCCUAGUGGUGAGGCUGAAGCACCUCAGACCACAGACAGUCCUACCACCAAAGUACAGAAAGACCCAUCCAUAAAGCCAGUCACCCCCUCUCCCUCCAAAUUAGUGACUAGCCCCCAAAGUGAGCCACCAGCUCCCUUUCCCCCGCCACGCUCUACUUCUUCUCCUUACCAUGCAGGUAACCUUUUGCAGAGGCAUUUCACCAACUGGACCAAGCCAACCAGCCCUACCAGGUCAACAGAAGCUGAAUCAGUUUUGCACUCUGAAGGCAGCAGGCGGGCAGCUGAUGCAAAACCUAAGCGCUGGAUAUCAUUUAAAAGCUUCUUCCGCCGUCGGAAAACAGAUGAGGAGGAUGACAAAGAGAAAGAGCGAGAGAAAGGGAAACUGGUGGGCCUGGAUGGCACAGUCAUUCACAUGCUGCCUCCUCCUCCAGUUCAGCGCCAUCACUGGUUCACAGAGGCGAAAGGAGAGUCCAGUGAGAAACCAGCCAUUGUCUUCAUGUACAGGUGCGACCCUGCUCAAGGCCAGCUCAGUGUGGAUCAGAGCAAGGCUAGGACAGACCAGGCAGCAGUCAUGGAGAAGGGUAGAGCAGAGAAUGCAUUACUACAGGACUCAGAGAAGAAGAGGAGUCAUUCUUCUCCAUCACAGAUUCCUAAAAAGAUUCUCAGUCACAUGACCCAUGAAGUAACAGAGGAUUUUUCUCCUCGGGAUCCAAGAACUGUUGUUGGGAAGCAAGAUGGCAGGGGCUGCACUUCAGUCACAACAGCAUUGUCCCUACCUGAACUGGAAAGGGAAGAUGGAAAAGAAGACAUUUCAGAUCCUAUGGACCCGAACCCUUGUAGUGCAACAUACAGCAACUUAGGGCAAUCUAGAGCAGCCAUGAUACCUCCCAAGCAGCCACGACAGCCCAAGGGAGCUGUGGACGAUGCCAUCGCCUUUGGAGGGAAAACAGACCAAGAAGCACCCAAUGCUUCCCAACCUACACCACCCCCACUGCCAAAGAAGAUGAUCAUAAGAGCCAAUACAGAGCCAAUCUCCAAGGACCUCCAAAAAUCCAUGGAAAGUAGUCUUUGUGUCAUGGCUAAUCCCACCUAUGAUAUCGACCCCAACUGGGAUGCCAGCAGUGCUGGUUCUUCCAUCAGCUAUGAACUCAAAGGACUGGACAUUGAGUCUUAUGACUCCUUGGAAAGGCCUUUGCGCAAGGAGAGACCUGUCCCCUCAGCAGCAAACAGCAUUUCCAGCUUAACCACUCUCAGUAUUAAGGAUAGAUUUUCCAACAGCAUGGAAUCCCUCUCCAGCCGGCGUGGGCCCUCUUGCAGACAGGGCCGAGGCAUCCAGAAGCCGCAGAGACAAGCACUUUAUCGAGGACUUGAGAAUCGGGAGGAAGUAGUGGGUAAAAUCCGAAGCCUUCAUACAGAUGCCUUGAAGAAACUGGCUGUUAAAUGCGAAGACCUUUUCAUGGCUGGGCAGAAAGACCAGCUCCGUUUUGGAGUGGACAGCUGGUCAGACUUCAGGCUAACCAGUGACAAACCAUGUUGUGAGGCAGGUGAUGCGGUUUACUAUACUGCUUCAUAUGCAAAAGAUCCACUUAAUAACUAUGCAGUCAAGAUCUGUAAGAGCAAAGCUAAAGAAUCUCAGCAGUAUUAUCACAGCUUGGCUGUCCGGCAGAGUCUGGCUGUCCAUUUUAACAUUCAGCAGGACUGUGGUCAUUUCCUUGCUGAAGUCCCUAACCGUCUGCUUCCCUGGGAGGAUCCAGAUGACCCUGAAAAGGAUGAGGAUGACAUGGAAGAGACUGAAGAAGACGCCAAAGGAGAAACGGAUGGGAAAAACCCAAAGCCCUGUUCUGAAGCAGCAUCAUCCCAGAAAGAGAAUCAGGGAGUCAUGAGCAAGAAGCAGAGGAGCCACGUUGUGGUCAUCACCAGGGAGGUUCCAUGUCUUACUGUGGCUGAUUUUGUGCGAGACUCUCUGGCCCAGCAUGGGAAAAGCCCUGAUUUGUAUGAGAGGCAGGUGUGUCUGCUGCUCUUACAGCUAUGCUCUGGUCUUGAGCACCUCAAACCCUACCAUGUCACUCACUGCGAUCUACGCCUAGAGAACCUGCUACUUGUCCACUACCAGCCUGGGGGGACUGCCCAAGGCUUUGGGCCUGCAGAGCCCAGCCCCACCUCAUCUUAUCCCACUAGGCUUAUAGUGAGCAACUUCUCUCAGGCCAAGCAGAAGAGCCAUCUGGUGGACCCCGAGAUCCUCCGGGACCAGUCUCGCCUUGCCCCAGAGAUCAUAACAGCUACCCAGUAUAAAAAGUGUGAUGAGUUCCAGACAGGCAUCCUCAUCUAUGAGAUGCUGCACCUACCCAACCCCUUUGAUGAGAACCCAGAGCUGAAGGAGAGGGAAUACACACGAGCAGACCUGCCUCGCAUCCCAUUCCGCUCCCCCUACUCCCGGGGUCUGCAGCAGCUGGCCAGCUGCCUCCUGAAUCCCAACCCUUCUGAGCGGAUCCUCAUUUCAGACGCCAAAGGCAUCCUCCAGUGUCUGCUCUGGGGCCCCCGCGAAGAUCUCUUCCAGACUUUCACCGCCUGCCCUAGCCUAGUACAGAGGAACACCCUGCUCCAAAACUGGCUAGACAUCAAGCGAACACUGCUCAUGAUCAAGUUUGCUGAGAAGUCCCUGGACAGGGAAGGUGGAAUCAGCCUUGAGGACUGGCUUUGUGCUCAGUAUUUGGCUUUUGCCACUACAGACUCCCUCAGUUGUAUUGUGAAAAUUCUGCAGCACCGUUAAUGUGUACCUGGAUGAUGCUUUUACUACAUCUUCACCUUCUUCAUGUCACCCAUGCACUUCCCCUCCCUAGUGCUCACUCCAAAUUCAAGGAAAGAAGAAAGGCAAACCUCUAUCCCUGUCCGUGAACAAGUGGGUCUAUUCAGAAAGGUUAUCCACUGCCCCAGAUUGAAUGAGAAGCUGAGUCUGUCUUAACUUUACAGAAAUUCAGCUGCACAAACUUGCAGUUGCCUUCCCUUGAAACACCUUCUAUCCUAAUAGUCCCAUAAAUGCAGGUAAAAAUGAAAAUCCAUAUUCUUGAAGGGACAGCUUCUUUGGUAUGAACUCAGCCAGUGAGCUGUGUCCAUUUCCUCCAUAAUUCUGGAUAUCACCUAUCUUUUUAGCACCAAGUAUUUAUUCUCACUAGCAGUAGACAGACUUAACCAGUCUCUACCACGACCCAGUAGACUCUGACAACAGACUCUUCCUUUAAGGUGUCAACAACUGACUUACUAGGCAGGACUGCCAUCCUUAGCAUCAGCCCAGUUUUGGUUACCAGGGACUAUAUCUUUUGUUCCAGGAGAGAGUAGAAAGAAAAGGAGAGAUCCCAUCCUUGGGUCAUAGACCCAUUUUCAUUGCCAUUAUCUGUAAGUAUGUGCACUGCAUGGAGGACAGCCCUAAUAGUCUCCCCUCUGCUGCCACUGCCUGAUUCUCCACUCUGUCCCCACUUGCCAGUGAAGUUUGGAUUUAUCAGCCACUUGUGGCCCAUUACAGAGCUGACCCAAGGUGGUGUCACCAAUGCCUCAGCAGGGUGGAGUGCAGUUCAGAGCUUAUAAAUAGCUGGCAGGGCAUGAGGAGAUGAUUUUCUUGCAUGUGCAAUUCUCUAGGGGCCAUCAGGAAACAGAGUUUAAAGUACCCUUUGAUUACUGUCAGAACUGUCAGCAUUUGCAGUUUUCCCCGAGCAGUAAUUGGCCAGCUCCCUUCUAUCAGUAGCCAGUGUUAACUAGUUUACCAAAUGCUGUAAACAAUUGCCCUGAAUGAAAUAGCUGUCAGUGGAGCUCUAAGAUCUCCUUUAGAGGGCACAGUGAGGUGGGCUGUUGGGAUGGCCGUAGGCAGGGGAGAGGAAGAAGGCCACUGAUGAGACUGCUGACCUCCUCAGAAGGUUGACCUCUUCUAGAGAGACUGCCUCCCAGUGUUUAAGUGGCUCAUUGCUCCUUCUGACUCUGUAAAAUGGCUCUGGAGGACAGCUCACAGGAAUUCUGAUUGCUGAGGUGGGUGAUUGAGAGCUGUUCACCAUGUGUGCAGCCUGUGCUCCCCUUCUAUGGAUAUGUGUGCAAUUUUUGUAUGUAUUUUUUUAGCUGUAUAUUACAGUGUUUAUGUUGCAACUUCACCUGAAGCGAGUCUACAGAAACCCUCCCCCUUCUUCCCUUGGCACAUAUUUGCGCUAAGAGAUGAGCGUUCCUUCCACUGGGGUUGUGUGUGUGUGUGUGUGUGUGUGUGUGUGUGUGUGUGUGUGUGUAUGUAUACACAUGUUCACCUGUGCUUGUUUUAUUCAAAACUGUGAGUAUGUGUUUACUUUGACCUUGAAAUCCCAAGAGUCACUCGAACAAUGUGUGUGUACACUUGUGUGCCCAUGUGUGCGUGCACACGCAUGCUGGAAGUAGAGGCCAGGCCUCUAGAAAAGCAACCUGUGGCAGGGUUGACAGACAUGUUCUCUGUGCCUAGUGAGUGAGUGAGCCCUGAGGCCCCUCAUCUACCAGUGCAGAGUUUCCUUAAAGCCAAGACUGACUGUGCAGUAUUACUUACAUAGCACAUUAGUGGCCUUGGAAAUUUCUAAACUUUUAACAUUUUUAACAGCUUUUCAUGUGAUUCAUGUAUAACAAAGAGGAUCAGGAAAGGAAAAUAAUGUAUUUUAUUGUGCUCUUAUUACUUUUUUAAGUGAUUGUAAUAUGUGAGGCUCUAUUUGGAGAAUGUCCCUUAUCCCCUGGCCAGCAAUAUAGGACUCACAGGAAAGAAGGCUGGUUAGCCCACAAAGAGUCUUGCCUCCUCUAGCCAGAGUGCAGGGCUCUGCUCCUAGGAAUGGCCAUGGAGUGGGCAUGCUGCUGCAGGCCAGCAGUCUGCUCUUGGUGUCCUGUGGCAUGGCCGCGCCUUGCCUUGAAGGUUGGUGUUUGGUUCAUCUUAGCAUAGAACAUGUGCACAUAACUCCUUGCCUGAUUAUGCACUGAAGGGCAGCACACAGACCACUGACCAUGUCAGCCAGCACAUUCCCUUAACCUCCCCCACCUCCCAUCUUGCAAUGUCUUGCAUAUUGAGAUAUACCUUCUCAAUGUCAUGUUCGUGGUGCCUUGCCCAUGUAAAUUUCAAUGUUGACUAUUUAAUGAGGUUACAUAUUUAAUGCUGAAUGUUUCCUGGUCCCUCUAUUUGUUAUGUCUCUACUUAUCUUUUUUUUUCUUUCUCUUUUUCUGUUAUGAUUUGGAUCCAGUCUUCACUUUAACUCUAUGGUAUAAUAAGCAUGGACACCUCCACUACCAUUAUCUUACAGCACUGGUAAACCAAGCACCUCUUCAUAUCAGAUGUUUUUAGUACUGUUUUUAUAUUCAGAUUUGUUAAGGGCAAAAGAUGAAUGCAAACUAGCCAGAGAAAAGCCUCAGGCUUCCCAGAGACAGGUGGCUAGAUUAAUUUUUCUCUGGGUGAUGGCCAAAGAAUGUGAGAUAGAGAGGGAAGGGGGUGUUACAGGUUAGAGCAGAAUAGAGAAAGAAACUAUAUUUCUAGGCAAAAAGUACUACAUGAGUUGGUCUUCAGAAUAUUUUUCCAAAAAAAUGAAAUUCAGUCAGUUUAACAUUAUCACAAAUAUUUUUCAUUUUAAUUGUGGUAGGACCUUUGAAUUUGUUCAUCAACUGGAAAGAAAUCCUACCCUCUGUAGACACAUACACACACAUUUAUAUAUCUAUGUGUUUGAAUUGUGACUAGUAUAGCACUUUACAUUUUCUCAAGUAACAGGAAGUUAUUGCCUUCAAUAUUGAUUGGAAAUUGUUUUCUAUUGAAGUCUAUACUGUAGAGUUUUCCAUUUAUAUUGAGAGUUUGAACAAUUAAGCUCCUAUUGGAACUUUUCCUUAAGCCACAUGAGCAUGAACAAUCUCUGUGACACUUGGGUGCUAGAGAAACACAACAGUGGCUAAAGUAGCCAAGAGCAAGACUGAAUGUAUAGCAGAGUGCCUUGUUAGAGUGGUAACCUAGUCUUGGAAGCAAUUCAGUGGAUGUUUCAUAAAGAGGACUAGAACUUCAAGAAGCCUCCUGUGCUGGCUGAGGUGAGCCCUUUUGGUAUAUGUACACUACUGGGUUGCCUAGAAGCCAAUUCAUGAAGAAUAACAGCAGGAUGAGAAAAAGAGUCACUGUAACCUGUGGAACAACAACGUAAGAAUCACCAACCCCUAGGCUGAGCUAGAACUGGAAGCCAGGAAUAUGGCAAUGAGUUUCAAGAUUUGCCCUCAGAAGAUGAACUGGGUGAGGUAUGGGUUGAGGUGAGGGCACAAGCACUCAUCCUACCUACCCUGCUGCUGUUGAGGAGCUAGAAGUAAAACAUAUUGGUUAGGAUUUUAACAGUUGGAGUAGCCUCCCAUUAUCAGAUUAAGUGGGGGUCACUUUUGCUUCCAAACUCAGAAUAAGUUUGUAAACAUGGGAAAGUCUAAGCCAAGAGAUCUAAAGCUCUAGAAAUAUUAAUGACAUUUCUGGGAGUAAAACUACUAAAAAUUAUAUCUUAAAAGUUUCUAGUAGUAUGAAGUUCCCAGGCCAGGCGCAGUGGCUCACGCCUGUAAUCCCAACACUUUAGGAGGGCGAGGUGGGCAGAUCACCUGAGGUCAGGAGUUUGAGACCAGCCUGGCCAACAUGGUGAAACUCCAUCUCUACUAAAAAUACAAAAAUUAGCCGGGCAUGAUGGCAGGCACCUGUAAUCUAAGCUACUCGGGAGGCUGAGGCAAGAGAAUCUCUUGAACCCAGGAGGCAAAGGUUGCAGUGAGCCAAGAUCACGCCAUCGCACUCCAGCCUGGGAGAUUGAGCAACUUCGUCUCAAAAAAAAGUUUCCAGGAAAGAUCUUUGGGUCCUACUAAGCGUCUCAAUUUUGAGUUAUGAAUACUUUGGUUCAGGGAAGUAACCUGACAUUUGGUUUUGCUGGAAUUAGGGUUUUCGCUAGAUUUGACUGCAAUUAGGAUUUCUUCUAGAUUUUACCAGCAGUGAUCUGAAAAAGUACAGGCUAGUCACAGAAAUAGAGAUGGAUUUAGGAUACUACACUAUAUUUCAAAUGAUUCUAGAUGUGUAAAUAUAGUAUGAACAUUCUUGGAGAGGGGUGAGACAAACUGGACUUGCUGGGCCAACCCUGGCAUGUUUUUCAUUCUCCUCACUAGUUGACAAGGAUUGAAAAUUCCGCUCCAGCCUAAUGAGUGAACAGGAUGGCUGCCCACAAAACCAAGUUAUUAGCUUUAUGUCAUCGAAGCUCAUAUUCUCAAAGGCCCAAAGUGCUGUGCCGAGACAAAUCCAAGUGCUGCUCUUGCUGAAGUGCGCACUGAAGUCCAGCUGUCCGUGCUUACAGCAGUGCCAAAAGUGGGGAUUCCAUGGACCAAAAACGGUGCCAUAAGGGAAGCCAGAAGAGUUGCAGUGCAAGAUCCUGGGAGAGAUUAUACCAAAGAAAUCAAGCCUUUUUAUCCUGAUGCUUCUAAGAUGAUGAGGGUGAGCUGUGACAGAUGCUGUGGGAGGGGAGUUCACAUACAUUCCAUGUCAAGGCAUUUAGCUGAUAAAUCCAUCCUCAGAAAAGCACCUUUUUAAAAAGAAGUCCAUUUUGUAUAUUAGAAGAUGAUGAUGAUGAUGAAGAUGAAGAAAGCCCUGGCAGAUACAAAGUUCCUCAGUAUUUAAGGAGAAGGAUCUCUUCCAUGUCCCCUUGACAUGACUGUGGCUAUUGCCCAAACCUCAGCUUGAGAACAUCAUAUAAUACUGAGAGCGGAAGAUUUUUUUAAAGAGAUAUGGUAGUUUAAAUAGGUUUGUUUAAAGAACUCUUGGGAAAUUUCUUAACAAAUUGUAAUUGUUUUUAUAAACCUUCCUACAGAGUUGUGUACCAUUCAUCAUCACCAUCAUUUAAUAUCUGUAAGUGCCCAGAAGGUACAAGGUGCUAUACAGCCGUUAAACACCCCCUCCCUGCAACUGUUUAAAAUUAGAAUAGAUUUUUGCAUCAACCACUGCUAGAAGCUUUCCCCACCUAGGUGGGCUGCAAGGGCCUGCAUUCCCAACAUCCCAUUACAUGUUUCCCACUCCAGAAAGUCUCUGGGUUUAUUCCAGCUUUUUAUCUUGACGUGUCCCAUUCACCCCCAUGGUUUGGUUUGGUUUGGUUUUGUUUUUUAAAUCAAGAAAGUUUCAGGGAAUCAAAAGAGGUCGGACAUUUUUUAACCUAGCAGAAGUACAGAGUCAUAUAUUUUGCUACGAAUAUUGUUGUAGUACAGAAAACCCACUUUGCCCGUUAGUGUGUGGAUAGUAUGUGUGUGUCCGCACUCAUGAUAACUUGAAUGUUGAACCAGACAUAGGGUUCAUUUUUGAAAGGUUAAACCACACUGUUUCAGGAACUUGCUCCAAAUACUACUUGGUUAUCCCUUCCUUUACCAGUUAGAACUAAAGAGUGUGAUGUAUGAACACACUGGGUUGGGAUUUUCUGUUGAGGAUAUGCAGGGCAUUUUGGCAUGAGGCAAAUACAGAAGCAAGAUUUCAUUCUACUUGGUGAUUUGAAUCAUGACAGUCCUCAUUCCAAUCUCUCUUUAAUUCUCUCUGGCCCUGCCCACACUCUGUAUUUGAAAAUCUUGUUUUUGCUCUUUCCGGAGCUUCACCCCUCUACUUACAUAUUGUAAAGUUGUAUAAAUCUAUCAUUGAAAGGUCCUCUCUGCCAGCAGUGGUGCCACCCUUUGGUUUGCUGUGGUACUUUGCUGUGUACUCCGUGGCAUCAUGUUACUGUGUAAAUAAAUUCAUUUUAAUACACACUAAAAAA
Homo sapiens (human) is the source of this 16634-nucleotide messenger RNA. RefSeq names its product pseudopodium enriched atypical kinase 1 (gene PEAK1). The record is from RefSeq and is a predicted model, not a curated record. Lineage: Eukaryota; Metazoa; Chordata; Mammalia; Primates; Hominidae. The coding region runs from base 5396 to 10636 and encodes 1746 amino acids. The transcript has 14 exons. Gene Ontology annotation, cellular component: actin cytoskeleton; cytoskeleton; focal adhesion. Gene Ontology annotation, molecular function: protein kinase activity.